UCCCAAAUCCCCUUUCCCCCUCCUAAACCCUACUUCAAAAAAGCGGUUACCCACGAAGGAACCAAGCCCCAAACCCCUCCUUCCCCUUCCUCUCAAGCCGGCGCGGCCGACGAGCCCGCGGCAAAACCACGCAAAAAAUCUGCCAAAAGAAGAUCCCCCAAAUCCGCCACCGCGCUCACGCCGGCGCAGCCAUGGCGACCUCCUUCUCUUUCGGCUCUUCCGCCGCGUCGGGAUCCACCGGCUCCUCCCCAUUCUCCUUCUCCACCGGCACCGCCCCAUCAGCCUUCUCCUUCUCUCAGCCCGCCGCCGCCGCCGCCGCCGCCGCCGCCUCCUCCCCUGCCCCCGCCUCCGCCCCAGCCUUCGGCUCCUCCCUCUUCUCCUCCUCCUCCUCCGCCGCCGCUCCCACUUUUGGCUCCUCCCUAUUCGGGUCCGCCCCCGCCGCCUCCGCCGCCGCCCCUGCCACCUCCUCAUCCCCAUCUCCGUUUGGCUUCGGAUCCACCGGCUUCUCGUUCGGCCAAUCCACCGCCGCCGCCGCGUCCGCCCCAUCCAUCUUCGGCGCGUCCUCCACCCCCGCCACCGCGACCACCCCUAGCGUAUUCGGCGCCGCAUCAUCCGCGGCAUCCACCCCCAACAUCUUCGGCGGCGCCACCUCCUCCCCGGCGACCACCCCGAGCUUAUUCGGCGGUGCUUCCUCCGCGGCUACCGCACCCAGUCCUUUCGGCGCCACCUCCGCCGCCGCCGCCGCACCCGGUCUGUUCGGGGCCGCCGCGUCCGCUGCUUCCGCGCCAAGCCUUUUCUCUGGCGCCGCCACGGGCUUUGGCUUUGGCUCAGCUGCGUCGGGCACCACCACUGCCGCGACCGCUGCUGCCUCGACACCGUCUUUCGGCUUCGGGUUGAACACCGGGGCCGCUGCAUCGAGUACCACCACUACUUCGGCUUCCUCUCCGGCUCUAGGGUUUGGAGCAGGCACCGGCUCGGCGCUGUUUGGAUCCACUACCUCUGCACCACUCUUCAGCACCACCACCGCCUCGUCCCCAGCGACCACGGCCACGACCACGGCGUCCUUUGGCUUCUCAUCGUCGCCAGCGACCGCCGCCUCUGCUCCGUCGUUCGGCUUCACACCGUCAUCGGCAACCACCACGACCGCGAGCACCGCCCCUGCCUUGUUCUCUUCUGCAUCUUCCGCUCCCGCCUUCUCCUUCACGAAGAGUAGCUCUGCUGCUCCCACCACGCCAGCGUCUGCUCCAUCUACUGGCUUCUCCUUGGCCACUUCGCCGGCAGCACCUGCUCCCUCAUUGUUCUCUAACACCAGUGCAGCAGCAAGCUCGUCUGCCACUUCUCUCAGCUUUCCGUUUGGCUCAUCUUCUGCUUCUGCACCGGCAUUUGCUUCUGCUUCUGCAACGAGCGCAUCCACACCGUCAGCAGCUACUGCUUCCCCCGCGACAUCAGGGUCAUUGUUCUCAGUGCCAGCACCUGCUUCUUCUGCUGGUGGUUUCAGUUUCACAGUAGUACCAUCGUCAUCAUCAGCUGCGGCUACUACAGCUACUACCACAACAGUCACAAGUGCAUCGACAUCUGCAGCCAUGACAACGCCGGCUCCUUCAGCAACAACAACUGCUACACUAUUUAGCCAGCAGAGAACUACACCAGCUUCUGCCUCAGCUCCAUCAACACAGACACAGUCAAUAUUGUCAUUCGGUGUUUCUACUGUAGCUGCAAGUACUUCAACCACCAUCACAAGCACUAGUCAGGCAACUUCCUCAGCUGUUCAAGCUAGCAGCACUGGUCCUACAACUACUGCUAUCACUCCAGUAGCAUCACAGGCACCUAAGCUACCAUCAGAAAUUGUUGGGAAAAAUGUUGAGCAGAUUAUUAGGGACUGGAAUAAUGAACUUCAAGAUCGCACUGCGAAGUUCCGGAAGCAUGCCACUGCAAUAUCUGAAUGGGACAGGAGAAUUCUGCAGAACAGGACUGUUCUUAUAAGGCUUGAGGCUGAGGUGGCUAAAGUUGUUGAAACACAAACAAGCUUGGAGAGGCAACUUGAGUUAAUAGAAACUCACCAGAAAGAGGUUGACAAGGCUCUGCAGAGCAUGGAGGAGGAAGCAGAGCGGGUAUUCCAGGAUGAACGGCUGUUGCUUCGUGAAGAUGAGGCUGCUUCUGCAAGAGAUACAAUGUUUGAGCAAUCUGAAACUGUGGAGAAUGAAUUGCAACAUAUGACAGAACAAGUGAAGUCCAUCAUUCAGACAUUGAAUGCUACUCAGGGUGCUGAGUUUGAGACUGCUGAUAGUAUGACACCAUUUGAUGUUGCUGUCCGGAUACUGGAUAAUCAACUGCGUUCUUUAAUGUGGAUCGAUGAGAAGGCUAAUGAGUUCUCAAGUAGAAUACAGAGGCUACCUAACAACAGUGCUGCAGCUGAACGUGACUCUGGAAUGCCAAGGUUUUGGUUAAGCUGAUGAUCCAAUCCUGGAUGGACAUUUGCAUCUUGUUCUGAUCGAAGCCAGUAAACAUGCUAUUUUUCGGUGGAUGUGUUGCCCCCCAGCAAAAGUUUCACUGUUCCUCUCAUUCAAGUACAUGAUGUACCGAACUGAUGUUAUUCGUUGGGAUUUUAACUGCUGAUGUUAACAAUGCCUUGUAACAGUCGCGUACAUUGGCUUCAGCAAUCAGUGAACUGUUUCAACUCACUUUGGUCUUUGGACGAGGAAACAAGAGGCUUUGCGAGAUACCGUUCAUUAUU
Molecule: messenger RNA, 2734 nt
Organism: Oryza sativa Japonica Group (Japanese rice)
Lineage: Eukaryota; Viridiplantae; Streptophyta; Magnoliopsida; Poales; Poaceae
Product: nuclear pore complex protein NUP62
Biological process (GO): protein import into nucleus; RNA export from nucleus
Cellular component (GO): nuclear pore; nuclear pore central transport channel
Molecular function (GO): phospholipid binding; structural constituent of nuclear pore
Source: RefSeq, a predicted model, not a curated record